Ornithorhynchus anatinus (platypus) is the source of this 1704-nucleotide messenger RNA. RefSeq names its product SH3 domain containing GRB2 like 3, endophilin A3 (gene SH3GL3). Gene Ontology annotation, biological process: synaptic vesicle uncoating; endocytosis. The coding region runs from base 107 to 1168 and encodes 353 amino acids. Gene Ontology annotation, cellular component: glutamatergic synapse; cytoplasm; presynapse. Gene Ontology annotation, molecular function: protein binding. The transcript has 9 exons. The record is from RefSeq and is a predicted model, not a curated record. NCBI's taxonomy places the organism in Eukaryota, Metazoa, Chordata, Mammalia, Monotremata, Ornithorhynchidae.
GGGCCUGGAGGCAGCCGCGCCCCCGCGCCCGUCCCUGCCCCCCGGGUUUGGGGGGGCUUUUGGGGGAGGGGGACCGGGGUCCGCCCAGCCCCCGGAGCAGCUCAGGAUGUCAGUGGCCGGACUGAAGAAGCAAUUCCACAAAGCCAGCCAGUUGUUCAGCGAGAAAAUCAGUGGCGUGGAAGGAACCAAGCUGGAUGAGGAGUUCCAAGAAAUGGAGAGGAAAAUAGACAUCACUAAUAAGGCUGUGGGCGAACUGCUCUCCAAAUCAACAGAGUACCUCCAGCCCAAUCCAGCUUACAGAGCCAAGCUGGGAAUGCUGAACACAGUGUCUAAGAUCAGAGGGCAGGUGAAGACCACAGGCUAUCCACAGACGGAAGGAUUACUGGGAGACUGCAUGCUCCGGUUUGGGAAAGAACUCGGAGAGGAAUCCUCGUUUGGCGCCGCCCUCAUUGACGUUGGCGAGUCGAUGAAGCUGAUGGCCGAGGUGAAGGACUCUCUGGACAUCAACGUGAAGCAGAAUUUCCUCGACCCGCUCCAGCUACUUCAGGACAAAGACCUCAGAGAGAUCGGGCACCACUUGAAGAAGCUGGAAGGCCGACGCUUGGAUUACGAUUACAAGAAGAAGAGGAUAGGUAAGGUCCCCGAUGAAGAAGUCAAACAAGCGGUAGAAAAAUUCGAAGAAUCGAAGGAGCUGGCUGAACGGAGCAUGUUUAAUUUUUUGGAAAACGAUGUAGAGCAAGUGAGCCAGUUGGCGGUGUUCGUAGAGGCCGCCCUCAACUAUCACAGGCAGUCGACGGACAUCCUGGAGGAACUGCACGGCAAGCUACAGAGCCGAAUCAGCAUCGCUUCUAGUCGCCCGAGACGAGAUUUCAAGCCCAAACCGAUAGUCACCACGCAUUGCGAGCCCGGGGACACCCAGCAACACAACGGGAUUUCAUCGAGCGCCUCGAUAAAGUCACCGGGUUAUUCCAUGCAGAUGGAUCAGCCCUGCUGUCGAGCUCUGUAUGACUUUGACCCCGAAAACGAAGGAGAACUGGGAUUUAAAGAAGGGGACAUCAUCACUUUAACCAAUCAAAUAGAUGAAAAUUGGUACGAAGGAAUGCUUCGCGGGGAAUCUGGGUUCUUCCCCAUCAAUUAUGUUGAAGUGAUGGUGCCUUUGCCGCAGUAAGGUUGGAAAUCAAACCCCGGACCAGUUGGUGACCGAAAUGGAUUCACGCGAACAUUCCCUCUGUUGCCACUCUGUGAAAGCCUUGCUUUUUGACUGACUUUUGUACGUGAGUUCUCUUUCUUAUGUAUUUAUUUUGUACGAUUCCGUUUGUAUGAACACUGUACCGUCGCAAAUCCCAGAGAAGUUUGCCUUGUGCCUUGGAAGUCGCCUGUUAAGCGUGGGUAAGUCUCUCGGUGGCUGAAAAACUGGAUUUCCCGCCGUUCCUGAUGAUGAAUCUCCUCUGUCCUCUGUUGUAUCGGUUUUUUCCAGCUAAAACUUUUAAACCAAGGGAAGCUAAAUAACCGGCAUCUAAGCUUCAGGACGCCUUUUUCGUCUCUUACCACUUAGUGAACUGGAAGCAACCUGACACCCGGUGCACGUUGACUGUUGAUAUAAGGCAAAGCCGUCGUCAUCCGUAUUAAGAUGCUGUUUUGCUAGAGUCUCCAUGCUAUAGGCAACUUGCUGAUCAAACUAAAUAAAUAUUACCGUGAUGAUAA